CAUCGCCAUCUCUGACUGUGAGGAUGGCCGGCCUGUACUGGAUGAUGCUGACCUUCUUCCUGGCUGCUCCAAACAGCUCGGCUGCUCUAGACCCUGCUUGGCUUGCCCAGAUUGUAGAGGGCAUCAGGAACGAGUAUUCAUCCAGUGACUCAUUCAGUCUGGCUGCGAACAUCCCACAGAACCAAGACCCAAACAGUCUGGAGCAGGUCCUUCAGCAGGACUCGGCAGAUAAAGUGGAGGAAGCAGUUUCAAAGGGCCAAGUGUACCAAGGCACCAGGGUGGUGGCCGCGGCGCAGUCAGGGGCAAUGCCACUUGUCCUCCGACACAUACAACCCUUCAUUAAAAGCAGCCAAGGCAAUGUCCUGGUAGUUUACUCCGGAGACGCCCCAGCUGCAGAGACAAACGGCAUCGGUGACGUAAUUAGGGAGGUUACUCAGAACUGGCAGGGUUAUGCAUUUGUGUUUUCCAAAGAAGCUCAAUCCCCUAAACAGCUGGAGAUUCCCAACCUUGGCCUCGGUAACAUAUUCCAUUGUUAUGAACCUGAAGGUGAUUCCUUUCAGUGUACUAGCUGUUCUUCUGGUGGAGAUGUUGCAGCCUCGUGUGUUGCGAACACUCAGCGGUUAAGUCAAGAUCAAGGUGCUGCUGGUGUAGAAGCGCUUGGAGAUGUCGCCAACAUAAUCUCCUCCUUGGGCGAUGUAAGAGGGCAUGAAGACAUGGAGGAAGGUGGCAAGAUGAGCAAGUGCAAAGGAAGUGGUGGGAAGGGAUGCAAGGCUAAAGGAGGACGUAGAGGGAGGAAAGGAGGCAAGCGAGGGAAAGGAGGCAAGGUAAGGAAAGGGCGCAAGCGAGGGAAAGGAGGCAAGGUAAGGAAAGGGCGCAAGAGAGGGAAAGGAGGCAAGGUAAGGAAAGGGCGCAAGCGAGGGAAAGGAGGCAAGGUAAGGAAAGGGCGCAAGCGAGGGAAAGGACGCAAGGUAAGGAAAGGGCGCAAGCGAGGGAAAGGACGCAAGGUAAGGAAAGGGCGCAAGCGAGGGAAAGGAGGCAAGGUAAGGAAAGGGCGCAAGAGAGGGAAAGGAGGCAAGGUAAGGAAAGGGCGCAAGCGAGGGAAAGGAGGCAAGGUAAGGAAAGGGCGCAAGCGAGGGAAAGGACGCAAGGUAAGGAAAGGGCGCAAGCGAGGGAAAGGACGCAAGGUAAGGAAAGGGCGCAAGCGAGGGAAAGGACGCAAACGUAAAAGAGGAGGUAGAAGUAAGCGACGGGGGAAACGCAGGAGCAAGCGACGUGGAUGAAUCAUGACUCAGGUCAGAAAACCGGCAGAGAAGUAGAAUUUACCGAGACAAAAGGCUUCGUUCUUUUUUAGCCUGCUUACUAUUUGAUUUUUUUCAAUGCUAGCGUUUGUAAAGAAAUUGUAAAUUACAAAUUGUAACUAGUGACAUCAUCAAGUGACAUAUCUCCUUCCUCUGUGUGAAGAACUAUGUUCUCUCAUUACCAUGAACACACACUGUAGCUGAAGCUGAACAAUCCUCCCGUAAAAACGCGGUGAAACCAAAUGUAACGUAGUUCUUUAUGAAAUGAGUGACAAUUAAUUUGAACAGAUAAGUUUGUUAUUUACAGCGAUUUAUUUUAUUCAUGAAUAAAGCACAGAGUCAAAAGCCAGUUUUCAUUUAAAUGGGAUGUUUACUGUUGUGCAUCAUUUAUUUUACUUUAUUACUGCAAUGUUCCUGCAUUCUGUUGUUUGUGAUUAAAGCUAAGCUAA
Mugil cephalus (flathead mullet) is the source of this 1747-nucleotide messenger RNA. RefSeq lists its product as uncharacterized. The record is from RefSeq and is a predicted model, not a curated record. NCBI's taxonomy places the organism in Eukaryota, Metazoa, Chordata, Actinopteri, Mugiliformes, Mugilidae. Bases 24 to 1280 code for a protein of 418 amino acids. The transcript is spliced from 3 exons.